CUGGCCAUAAUCGCGGAGAGUUGGCUAACGCUCUCUCCCUCUCCCUCCCUCUCUCUGCUGCCGACUAAUAAUGUGGUAUGGAGUUCGCUAGCGCCCUCACUCUUUCCUGUCUCUCUACUGCAACUAACAAUGCCCAUUUACCUAUCGCCUCCUCCUCCCAUCCCCUUCUCCAAACCCCUCAACGCCCACCUCCUUACUUUGCCCCGAUUCCCCUCUCCUCGAUGCGCCCUCCCCUCUCAAAACCCUAGAAAACCCCUCAAGGGAACCCACCCCCCGCAAGCCACUCCCACCCCGCAAACCGUCAGCCAGUCCGCCAUCCAAAGAAUCUCCGAGAAGCUCCGCAGCCUUGGCUUCCUCGAGCAACAUCCGCCUUCCUCCGCCGACGAUCGCCCCACCACCGGCCCCGGAUCCGCUGGCGAGAUCUUUAUUCCCACCCCUGGGGAAAUACUCACGCAUCGCGUCGGUUACACUAUCGAUUCGAGCUGGAGCACCCCGGAGCACCCGGUUCCUCAGCCAGGAUCCGGGGUCACUAUCAAUCGGUUUCACCACCUUUGGACGAGGGAUAAGGUGAGGAAGGCGGAGGCCAGGGCUAGGAAGGAUUCGGAACCACCACCGACUGUAGCAGAGUUGACCAUACCGCCAGAGGAGCUGAAGAGGCUGAGGAGGGAGGGAGUGCGGUUGGAGAAGCGAUUGAAGAUAGGAAAGGCUGGAAUCACUGAGGGGAUUGUAAAUGGGAUCCAUGAGCGAUGGCGGCGGUCAGAGCUGGUGAAGAUUAAGUGCGAGGACUUGUGCCGGAUGAAUAUGAAGAGAACUCAUGAGAUUUUGGAGAGAAAAACUGGAGGUUUGGUGGUCUGGAGAUCUGGAAGUAUAAUCAUCUUGUACAGAGGGGUAGAUUACAAAUACCCUUGCUACUUCCAUGAAGACAAGGACAAAAUAUUUAAUGAAACUUCUUUAUCAUCUGGCAUGCAUAAUGAACCAACCAAUUCACAAGAGGCUAGCUUGCUACCGAUGCUUUCCGCAGAUUCAUCUACUGAGUCACCUGCUAGUCAGUCUCAAUCCUCUUUCAUUGUGGGAGUUGGUUCUUCUAAGAAGGCGCAUCAGAAAAUUGAAGGAGAACUUCAACUUGAAGAAGAAGCUGACAGAUUGUUAGAUGGGUUAGGCCCACGUUUUAGUGAUUGGUGGGGAUGUGCCCCUUUGCCCAUUGAUGCUGAUUUAUUGCCAGCUGUUGUCCCUGGUUUUCGCAAGCCUUUUCGGCUUCUUCCAUUUGGCAUAAAGCCCAAGCUAACAGAUCGAGAAAUGACCAUAUUGAAGAGGCUUGGGCGUCCUUUACCAUGCCACUUUGCAUUAGGGAGGAACACAAAUCUUCAAGGAUUGGCUGUUUCUAUGAUGAAACUAUGGGAAAAAUGUGAGAUUGCCAAAAUUGCUAUUAAAAGGGGUGUUCAAAAUACAAAUAGUGUUAUGAUGGCUGAGGAAUUAAAGCAAUUGACUGGAGGGACUCUCCUAUCAAGGGAUAGGGAAUUCUUUGUGUUCUAUAGAGGAAAGGAUUUCCUUCCACUGGUAGUCUCUUCUGCAAUAGAAGAACGAAGAAAUAAAGGGAAUAACAGGCCAAAGAGAAUUACAAAUGAAAAUCUUGUUGAAGCCCUGGUGGUUUCUGAACCAACAUCAUCACCAAUUUCCCCUCCAGAAGAACUAAAAAAGGGGUCUGAGCAGAAACAAAAGUUUGCCCUUGAAGGGACGAAUUCUGAAAAUUUUGCUCUCCAGAUAAUAGAGAACAGAUUAUCCCAGGCCAUUGUGAAAGUGGAAAUGUCAAGAAAGAGACUCGCUGAACUUGAAACCUCAGUUAAACCUAAAGAAACAGAACUCGAUAAAGAAGCUAUAUCAGAAGAAGAGAGAUACAUGCUCAGAAAAGUUGGUUUGAGGAUGAAUGCAUUUCUUCUACUAGGAAGAAGAGGAGUUUUUGAUGGAACAGUCGAGAAUAUGCACCUUCACUGGAAAUAUCGUGAACUUGUGAAAAUAAUUUCUAAAGAUCAUUCCAUUAAAACUGCUGAAGCAACUGCUAGAUUGUUAGAGGCUGAAAGUGGUGGUAUACUAGUGGCUGUUGAGCGAGUGAGCAAAGGGUAUGCCAUAAUUAUAUAUCGUGGCAAGAAUUAUCGAAGGCCUGUGAUCCUGAGACCAACUACUUUGCCAAACAAAAGGGUAGCAAUGAAGCGUUCUUUGGAGGCCCAGCGUUGUGAAUCACUGAAGUUACAUGUUCUAAAAUUUUCAAAAAAAAUAAGUCAGGUGAGCAAUCAGACGGUGAAAGAUGAUUCGUAUGUUGAUUCUACUGUAGAACAUAUGUGUGGGUUAAUGAAUGACAUAGUUGGAAAUGACUCUUGGAUUAUGAAAGGGCAGAAUGAUCAGUCUUCAGGUUCCAUGCAGGAUAAGUUGGUAGUCCUAAAAGAUGGGGAUGAAUGUUCCAAAUUGGAAGUUGCAAUACCAUCUUCAGCAGUUGUUGAUGAGAAUAAGUUGGCGAAACAGUCAUAUGAAGUUCCUUCUGAAACGUCCACAGCUAUAGUUGAGGAUAAGUCGGUAGCUCUAAAAGAUGGGGAUAAAUGUUCUGAUUCAAAAGUUGCAGUAACAUCCUCAAUGGUAGUUGAGGAGGAUGAGUUUGCAAAACACUCAUAUGAGGUUCCUUCUGAAGCAUCAACCGUUGAUGAGAAUGAGUUAUCAAAAGAGUCUUAUGACGUUCCUUUCAAAGCUGCACCUCUAUCAAAUCGAGAAAGACUUAUUCUACGUAAACAGGCUCUCAGGAUGAAAAAGCGUCCCGUUUUAGCCGUAGGAAGGAACAACAUUGUUUCAGGUGUUGCAAAAACAAUUAGAACACAUUUCAGGAAGCAUCCUCUUGCUAUUGUGAAUAUCAAGGGAAGAGCAGAGGGUACUUCUGUACAAGAGUUGAUAUUUGAACUGGAGCAAUCAACUGGGGCAGUUCUUGUAUCAAGAGAACCAAAUAAGGUGAUAUUAUACAGAGGGUGGGGAGACUGUGAGGCACCUGGCGGGAAGGGUAAAAAUGCCGAGAGAUGCUCAUCAGGAGUUAAGGACAUAGUUUCUCCUCAACUUUUGGAAGCCAUUAAGCUUGAAUGUGGAUUGCAAACUUCCACAUGAAGCAGGGUUUACGUUAUACAGGCAAUUCAUGCCAUCAACUUUCUAUGGGUACAUUACCUUGUACUAUAUUUCAUCUGUUUAUCCUUUUUUCACAUGCAUUGUACAUGUAUCUGAUUUAGUAUUAUUGGUACUAAAAUAAUUUGUAAACCUUAGUUUUUAGUAGAAUAAAUUCUAUUUUGCUCU
This is a messenger RNA of Zingiber officinale, 3324 nucleotides long. RefSeq names its product CRM-domain containing factor CFM2, chloroplastic-like. Bases 130 to 3141 code for a protein of 1003 amino acids. Gene Ontology annotation, biological process: RNA splicing, via transesterification reactions. The record is from RefSeq and is a predicted model, not a curated record. Gene Ontology annotation, molecular function: mRNA binding. The transcript is spliced from 11 exons. Lineage: Eukaryota; Viridiplantae; Streptophyta; Magnoliopsida; Zingiberales; Zingiberaceae.